AUGAUCAUGGAACUCACCGAAUCCUCCGCGGCUAACCUCAACAACCUCCCGCUUCCGCCGCCGCAACCUCCGCAGAAUCACCACAACGACAACAACCUCCAAGAUACUCGUUCAAUCCUAUGCAUCGACCUAAAUGAGAUCCCUUCACCUUCUUCCUCAUUCCCCGAAACCCUACCCGACUUAACCAUCGACAUCGUUCGUACCUACCACGAAAAUCCAGCGCCACCUCCCGGUGGCCCUGCAGCUCUUCCUGGUGGUAGUACUUCAUGUGCCGUCUGUGCUAAGUCCGGCGGCGGAGGCGGAGGUGGUAAUUGCUUAGUCUGUGACGGCUGUGAGCGGAGUUUUCACUUGGCUUGCGCCGGGAUUCGUGGUGGCGGUGUUCGACAGGUGGCUGCGAGUAUAGGAGAGUGGGUUUGCGGUGAGUGUUUGGCUGGUGGUGUGAAGAGUAAACGGUGGCCGUUGGGUGUGAAGUCGAAGCAGCUUCUUGAUAUCAAUGCUUCUCCGCCUAGUGAUGUUGAUGGCGAAGAGUUGCAUGAUGCGAGAAAGCACACGAUGGGUGAUAAAUCUUUUGGUACCAAUCAAUUUGGUGAUCCAGUGACAUAUUCAACCUUCUACAAUGGGAGUGUGUUUGGCUUGCAAAGGGCUUCUGGAGUCAUGACACAUGCUGUUAGAGUGGGUUUUGAGGAAAUAUUGAAUCACACCCAAGCAAUGGCUAGAAGCUUUGAGGAAGUACCAUCUCAGACUCAGAGUCCAAAUGAGUCAAUUUUGCUGGCACUUAGAGAUUUUAUAUCUGAAAGGCAUGGCGUACUGGAGGAAGGUUGGCGAGUGGAACUCCGACAAUCAAUGAUCAGCCCUGACCUGUAUGCAGUUUAUUGUGCCCCCGAUGGAAAGAUAUUUGAUUCUGUGUAUGAAGUAGCUAAUUAUCUGGGGCUACCGUCUGGCUACAAUUCCAUGGAAUCUGAAAUAAAAAAUGAAAUGUCUCUUUCUUUAGGUGGGCCUCACAUAUCCAGAAAACGAAAGUCUUCUAGAACUCUGGCAGCCAAUGGUUAUGCAGAAAAGCAGGGAGCCAUGAUCAAUAGUAAUUAUAAGGAUUGUUCUUCUGAUGGUUUAAUUAUGGAAUGUGCUAAUGUUCAGGGGACUAUCCCAAAAGCCACUGAGAUUGGAAGAAAAGAGAACAGUCACACCGACCCUGAUCAAUCCGCUGAUGGACUUCCUCUGCAGUUUCAGGACUUCUAUGUUAUUUCCUUUGGAAAAGUUGAUGGGAGAUCUUCAUAUUAUGAUGUUAACCUUACCUUUCCUGUGGGUUAUAAAUCUUCCUGGCAUGACAAGAUUACUGGCUCUCUUUUUACGUGUGAAGUUUUGGACGGUGGUGAUUCUGGACCUAUAUUUAGGAUUAAAAGGUGUUCAUGUUCAGAAUUUCCUAUUCCAGAUGGGUCAACCAUCCUUUCAAUGCAAAGUCAUUGUCAAUUUGUAAGCGAAACCAAUGAAGGUCAGAGAGAGACUAAUGAUAGUAUGGAUUUUGAUGGUGACGAGAGUAUCCAAAUGAUCCUUUUCGAACCUUGUGCCCCAACAGAAAACGACAUCUUAAGUUGUGUUGCCAGUUCCUCAAAUGAAGCAUAUGCAUCAGAAGGAUUAAGGCCAGUUGCUGGUUCAGUUAAAGAUAAUAUUGGAAAUUCAUUUGCUGAUAAUAUAGAUUUUGGUGAUGAAAUUGGUGAAGUUUUGGUUGAAGAGCGGUCCCCAUUCUCAGCAUGGCAACUUAUUUCUCAAAAGUUAGUCAGUGCUUGCAAGGAUAUCUGCAAGAAGAAAGGAACUCUUAAAUUAUUUUGUAAACAUGUUGAAAGUGAGACGGGCUUACAUAAAUGGGGUUUAAGGAAUGGAAAAAGGGAUACCCACUUCCCUUCGUUGGAUAAGUUUUGUGGUUAUCCUGGGUUUGUCAGCAUUCCAGAUACACUGUAUGCAGACAGUGAUCUGACAGGUCUCUAUGAGCUGUUAGGAAAAUGGUUGGAGCAGGAUAGAUUUGGAUUAGAUGUUGAAUUUGUGCAAGAAGUAUUGGAACAGCUUCCUGGCGUGCAGGAUUCUUUGCAAUAUGAACUUUUGAGUAGUAGAACUAAUAGCUCUUCAUUACCAACAGUGGAAAAUGGUUUCCUAGUGGUCGAGUGUAAAGAUCAAUCAAAAUUUCAAGAUGAAGCAGUAGCUGUUCAAGGUUUAUAUAGAAGGCCUAAGAAGGCAAGAUUGACUGAAGAUUUUGUUAAGGAAGACCAAUGUCCACCUCCUGGGAAACCACUGUGCUCUAGGGCUCCCACUGAACUCAUUGGUGACAUUUUUGAGGUUUGGGAGCAUUUGGAUCGAUUUCAUGAAAUUCUAGACCUGAAAGAACCAUUGUUAUUGGAGGAGCUUGAGAAGGAACUUAUCAACCCAUGGUUUGAUGAAUUAGAGUUCCCUGAGAAAUUGGAGAGGGGAAUGGGUAGACAUCAAGUUUUAUGUUCACAAGGGGGUAAUGAUGAUUGCCGACUAAUAAGUGAAGCUGGUCCAUCAGGUUCCACAGAAAGUUCUUUUAUUCAUGUGGAAACAGAAGCUAUGAAAGAGGAAGCCCAAGUUAAGCUUGCAUCUUUCACCUAUGUCAGAUGCUUUGGUGUAGCAUUGACCAAGGCCCAUAAUUCAUUACUAAGAGUGCUAAUAAGUGAACUGCAAUCAAAGGUGGCUGCUCUGGUGGAUCCAAAUUCUGAACCUGGAGAGACUCGGGGUAGACGAGGAAAAAGGAAAGAUAUAGAUAGUGCAUUUCCUGCCAAACGAACUAAAGUCAAUAUGCUUCCUAUUAAUGAAUUGACAUGGCCAGAACUAGCUCGUAGAUAUAUCUUGGCUUUCUUAUCAAUGGAUGGUAAUCUCGAGUCUGCGGAAAUUACUGCCCGUGAAAGUGGUAAAGUAUUUCGUUGCUUACGAGGUGAUGGUGGUUUGCUGUGUGGGUCCCUUACUGGUGUGGCUGGGAUGGAAGCUGAUGCACUGUUGCUUGCGGAGGCAACAACGAAGAUUUUUGGUUCCUUGAGCAGAGAAAAUGAUGUACUCAUCAUGGAAGAAGAUGAGUCUGAUGCAAAGGAUGCUUCUGAAAUGAAAUUGGCGAAUGAUGGUAAAAUUCCUGAAUGGGCACAGGUGCUUGAACCUGUCAGAAAGCUACCAACAAAUGUGGGAACCCGAAUCAGAAAGUGUGUUAAUGAUGCUUUAGAUAAGAAUCCGCCAGAUUGGGCGAGGAAAAUACUGGAACACUCAAUUAGUAAGGCCGUCUACAAGGGCAAUGCAUCUGGACCAACAAAGAAAGCAGUUCUUUCAGUGUUGAAGGAGGUAACUGAUGGAGGGCAGCCAGAUACCAACAAGGAAAGGAAAAAGAAGAUUGUUAUAUCUAUUUCUGACAUUAUUAUGAAGCAAUGCCGCAUUGUAUUACGCCGUGCAGCUGCGGCAGAUGAUUCAAAAGUUUUUUGCAAUUUAUUGGGAAGAAAAUUAGUAAAUUCAACUGAUAAUGAUGAUGAGGGGCUUCUUGGAUCUCCUGCUAUGGUGGCCCGUCCUCUUGAUUUCCGAACUAUUGAUCUAAGAUUGGCUUCUGGAGCUUAUGGUGGAUCUCAUGAAGCUUUUCUCGAGGAUGUUCGUGAGCUGUGGAGCAAUGUUCGCGUUGCUUUUGGGGAUCAACCGGAUUUAGUUGAACUUGCGGAAACGUUAUCCCAGAAUUUUGAACUUUUAUACGAUGAGGAGGUUGUCACCUAUGUCCAAAAGUUUGCAGAGUAUGCUAAAGUGGGAUGCUUGAGUGCAGAAAUGAAAAAAGAAGUUGAUGUUUUCAUUGCAUCAACAAAUGAUAUUCCAAAGGCCCCUUGGGAUGAGGGAGUUUGUAAAGUAUGUGGCGUUGAUAGGGACGAUGACAGUGUUCUACUAUGUGAUACUUGUGAUGCUGAGUAUCAUAAAUAUUGCUUGAAUCCUCCACUUGCAAGGAUCCCUGAAGGAAAUUGGUACUGUCCAUCUUGUAUUGGUGGUAAACAUUCAGCACAAGAUGUCACAGAACCUGCAAAGAUUACUGGAAAACGUAGUAGUAAAAAAUUCCAGGGAGAAGUUAUCUGUCUUUAUUUGGAAGCACUAACUCAUUUAUCGGCUGUAAUGGAAGAAAAAGAAUAUUGGGAGUACAGUGUGGGAGAGAGAACGCUCCUUCUCAAGUUUUUAUGCGGCGAGUUGCUCAGCUCUUCUCUGAUACGACAGCAUCUUGAGCAGUGUGCAGAGUCAUCUGUUGAGUUACAUCAGAAAUUGCGUGCACUUUCUGUGGAGUGGAAAAACCUGAAAAUUAAGGAAGAUGUUUUAUCCACAAAAGCUGCAAAAUUUGAUUUGUUGUCACAAAGUACCAACGGGGAAGUUGGUCUUAAGGACGGGUUCACAUCUUUGUUCUCAAAUACAAGUAAAUGUCUUUUUAAGCCACACACUGCAACCACCAAUCCUAAUGGUCUUAGGGUAUUUGUUGAUAGUCUACCUUCAGAAGAGAUUCCUAAAGAGAAGUCUAAGUUCAAUAGUAUUGAUAAAAGCAUAUCCGCAACACAUUCAGAUUCUGAUAGCCAAAAUAUGAAUUCCAUAGAAGGUCAACUUAGGACUGUUCCUGUGGUUCUGGAGUCUCCAUGUACAGAUAAAUCCCCCAAAUAUUUUCCAUCCCCAAAUCAUAUGCCUCAAGGAAUAAAUGGUUUCAGUGGAGCAACUCAUAUUCAGGGUAUCCACCAGAAAUGUGAGGCAAGGGAUGUAUCUACUUCUGCGUCAUACCAGCAACAGGGACAAUGUGUGCCUUUUGAAGUUUCCCAAAAUGCCGUGAAUGAGUUGGAACCAUACCACCAUGAGCUCAAUACCGUCAAGCAUAAUAUUUCGCUACUUCAGGACUCUAUAACUAGCAUAGGAUCACAGCUCUCGAAGGUCCCUGUUCGCCGGGAAUUUUUAGGUAUUGAUUCCAUUGGUCGACUAUACUGGGCUUUGGGUACACCCAGUGAACGUUCACGUAUAGUUGUUGAUGCAAGUGCUGUUUUUCAGCACACAAAAGGAUUGUCAGUUAGCAAGGAUUUUGUCGAUAAGUUUUCUGCUCUGCAGCAUUGGGCGUUAUCUGAGAAGGAUAACUAUAAGAUGUUAGGACUGAUCAAGGACUGCUCUCGUUUGAGUUUGCAACCACUUAAUGCUUCAGGCAAUAGUUCACCGUGGAUUGCUUAUGAAACUGAUUCAGAAAUCGAAGAGCUAUUGGGUUGGUUAACAGAUAAUGAUCCUAAAGAAAAAGAGCUGAGAGAUUCCAUUAUGCUAGCGCCAAAACAUAAACUUCAAGAGUUUGUUAAUGCAAAUACUGAGUGUCAGGUUGAUGACCAAGGGCCUAGAAAUACACCAUCUAAUUCUCUUGUUGCAAAGGCCACUUCCUUGCUAGAAAAGAAUUACGGUCCCCACUUUGAGUUGGAUAAUGCUGAGGUAGUGAAGAAGCAAAGUAAAAAGAACAGAACAACUACUGAUGAAAAGCUGUGUAGGUGUGAAUGCCUAGAACCCAUAUGGCCUUUUAGGAAACAUUGCUUGUAUUGCCACAAAACCUUUUUGACUGAUGUUGAAUUUGAGGUACACAAUGAUGGCAAAUGUAAUGCAGGACUUCUGGCCUUGGAGACGAAUAAAGAUAAAAAUGGGUCUUCUAAAGGAAGAGGGAACUUGAAAUGUGAUACCUCACAUGAAAAAUCCAGAGCUUAUGCAGAAACAGCUGGAACCUCAAUCAAUAAAUGUUCCAAGCUAAAUUUGAAUUUGAUUAAAUUUUCAAAUGAAGGUUCCUCUUGCCCAUUUGAUUUUGAAGAUAUAUGCUCAAAGUUUGUGACAGAUGAUUCCAACAAGAAACUUGUCAGAGAAAUUGGUCUUAUUGGUUCAGAUGGUGUCCCAUCAUUUGUUCCUUCCAUAUCUCCUUUUCUUAGUGAUUUUAUGCCAUUCUUAUCCCUAAAGGGCGAUGACAUUGUUGGUGGUGUCUCUAAAGCUUCAGAAAACUGGGUUUCUCAGGAAAACACUGAUGGUGCUGGCAUAUGCCAUGACAAUAAAUCAGGAAAAUCCACUCAGAGUUUAGCUGCAAAUGAGAGCAAUGGAACAGGAAAAUCCAGUAAAUUAGGAGAACAAAGAGUUGGAAAGUUAUCAUUUUGUAAUCCGGCUUCAGAUAUGGGAGUCUAUGGCUGCUGCGUGGUUCCUUCGUCGUCCUUGAGACCACUAGUUGGUAAAGUUUCUCAUAUCUUGAGGCAACUGAAGAUUAAUCUACUUGAUAUGGAUGCUGCACUUCCUGAAGUUGCUCUAAGACCAUCAAAGGCACAGUUGGACAGAAGACAGGCUUGGCGUGCAUUUGUUAAAUCUGCUGAGACUAUUUAUGAGAUGAUUCAGGCAACAAUUGCACUGGAGGAUAUGAUUAAGACGGAGUUCUUAAGGAAUGACUGGUGGUACUGGUCAUCAUUCUCAGCUGCUGCCAAAUCUUCUACUUUGCCUUCCCUUGCUCUUCGAAUAUACUCUCUUGAUUCAGCCAUUAUGUAUGAGAAAAUGCCCAAUUCAAGUUUAACUGACAGCUCUGAUCCUCCUGCCGUAGCAGAACACAAACUGGCGAUCACCGUGGAUGCAGAUAAAACCAAAGCAAGCCGGAAGUCAAACAGGAAAAGAAAGGAAUCGGAUGGUUAA
Molecule: messenger RNA, 6684 nt
Organism: Lathyrus sativus (Indian pea)
Lineage: Eukaryota; Viridiplantae; Streptophyta; Magnoliopsida; Fabales; Fabaceae
Source: the annotation of a GenBank genome assembly